This is a messenger RNA of Symbiodinium natans, 444 nucleotides long. The record is from the annotation of a GenBank genome assembly. Lineage: Eukaryota; Dinophyceae; Suessiales; Symbiodiniaceae.
AUGGUGGAGAUUAUCAGGCGGCGCGUGCCAUCCGCAAGUAUCCUUGUCAUUACCCCACCACCGGUUUGCCAGGACAAGAUUCUGGCGUUUCAGAAGGAGAAGUUCAAAGACAAAGCCAGCGGCCGUCCAGAGCGAACGAACGAGAUGGCGGGAAAGUACGCCGCAGCUGCUGCGCAGACUGCAGAGGAGCUGGGCCUGCCAGCUUUGAAUUUGUGGCGUCUGAUGCAGGACGUGAAUGUUUGGCCGGACUUUCUCUCUGAUGGACUCCAUCUCUCCCCGACAGGCAACCAAUUUGUAGCCAAUGCGCUGCGGGACAAGAUCGCCGAAGCCUUCCCUGAUCUGGUUGUUGUCCCAUGCCAGUACACGGGGCAGUUCGGCGCCUCAGCGGCACAGGAGGAAACCUUGGAAAGAGUCGUAUGCAUUUGCUGGCUGCAAGCUGCUUGA